AUGCCUGCCCCCGAGGACGCCAGCACGUCGACCUCCCCCGCUCCACCCGUCACUUUCAAAUCUCUGGGUCUCAUUGAUCCCCUUCUUGAAGCUCUCGAGCAGGUUGGCUACAAAACACCAACCGAUAUCCAGGUCGAAUCCCUCCCGCAUGCUCUCGAAGGCCGAGAUAUCAUCGGUGUAGCCUCCACAGGUUCAGGGAAGACUGCUGCUUUUGCUUUGCCUAUUCUACAAAAAUUAUGGGAAGACCCUAAAGGUCUUUUCGCGUGCGUACUUGCUCCCACUCGUGAACUGGCCUAUCAAAUAUCGCAGCAGUUCGAGUCCCUCGGCUCAGCGAUGGGGGCUAGAUGCGCCGUUAUUGUCGGAGGGAUGGAUAUGCCAGCUCAGGCGAUUGCUCUGGCCAAGCGUCCGCAUAUUGUAGUUGCAACGCCUGGUCGUCUAAUGCAACAUCUAGAAGAAACGAAGGGAUUCAGCCUGAGAAGUAUCAAAUUCUUGGUUCUUGAUGAAGCCGACCGUCUGCUGGAUCUAGACUUUGGUGCAAGCAUUGACAAAAUAUUAAAAGUCAUUCCAAAAGAGCGCACGACAUACCUUUUCUCCGCAACUAUGACCACCAAAGUGGCCAAGCUGCAAAGAGCAAGUUUGUCAAAUCCCGUCCGAAUAGAGGUAUCAUCAAAAUAUCAAACAGUCUCAACCCUCCUUCAAUACUAUCUCUUGAUGCCUUUGAAAGACAAGGAUGCAUAUUUAAUUUAUCUGAUCAAUUCUCUUGCACAAAACUCGAUCAUUAUGUUUACCCGAACUGUCCACGACGCGCAGAGACUUUCUAUUAUCCUGCGCACUCUUGGUUUUCCUGCAGUUCCAUUACACGGACAGUUGAGUCAGAGCCAACGUUUAGGUGCCUUGGGAAAAUUCAAGAGUGGCGGGCGAAGAGUCCUUGUUGCAACAGAUGUGGCCAGUCGCGGUCUGGACAUUCCCUCCGUUGACAUUGUCAUCAAUUUUGACAUUCCAACACAUUCAAAGGACUAUAUUCACAGAGUGGGACGGACCGCUCGUGCUGGACGUGCGGGGAAAUCAAUAACGCUUGUCACUCAAUAUGAUGUCGAGCUUGUACAACGAAUAGAGCAAGUUGUCGGAAAGAAAAUGGAACUGUGGCCAACAGAUCCCGAAGAGAUCGCCCUACUCAAAGAAAGAGUGAGCGAGGCUGCUAGGCUCGCAGCGACGGAGCUUCGAGAGCAAGGGUCGAAAAGUAACAAUCGCAAAAGAGGUAGAGAUGACGGUGGGGGACGAGACGAUAAAGAUCGUGAUGACGACGUUGUCGAGGCUGGUAUGCCAAAGAAACACCACAAGAGGUCAAAAAAUAGAGGUUGA
Laccaria bicolor S238N-H82 is the source of this 1362-nucleotide messenger RNA. RefSeq lists its product as uncharacterized. The record is from RefSeq and is a predicted model, not a curated record. The transcript is spliced from 5 exons. Gene Ontology annotation, molecular function: ATP binding; nucleic acid binding; RNA helicase activity. NCBI's taxonomy places the organism in Eukaryota, Fungi, Basidiomycota, Agaricomycetes, Agaricales, Hydnangiaceae. Bases 1 to 1362 code for a protein of 453 amino acids.